AUGGGUAAGAAGACUGAGUCACCACUUAUGGAUAUCGCAAUGCAGAUGGUCACUGAUGCAAAUCAGGCACUCACUGAGGAGGAACUUAGAGCAGUUAAAGAUACAUUAAAGAAGUACAUCCAGAACGAGAUUAGCCUCGAAUAUGCUUCCGACAUCAUGAGCCCUAUACUCGUUAACCUCGAUCCACUCCACCGCGUUGACAACAUCCUUCACGUUGUCGAGACACCUCUUGACGAGUACUCACUUGAAGAGGAGAAGCUUGCCGGCCGCCGUCGCUCACACAGCUGGAGCAUUGCAGAAGACAAUCGCCUCAUCUAUGCCAUCCACCACGGUGGCUUUGGCGACUGGUCACGCGUUGCUUCUUUUGUUGGCAACGGCCGCACACGCAGCCAAUGCAGCCAGCGCUGGCACAGAACACUCGAUCCACGCAUCAACAAGCAGAACUGGACUACAUCAGACGACAACAAACUUCUUGAAGCGGUUUCUAAGUUCGGUGUCAACACGUGGACUAAAGUUGCUAAAUUUGUUGGCUCACGCACCGAUGUCCAAUGCCGCUACCGCUACAUGCUUAUCAAGAAACACGGUAAAACUCUUGGUAGAAUGCGUUCUUCAUUAAAGUCUAGCUAUGAAAAGCGCUCAAAUCGUGGUUCUCGUAACAGAUCAGCAAGGAUGGAUAUAUCUAGUGAUGACUUAUCUAGUUAUACAAGUUACAGCGAAGAUGAAUAUCAAGAAAAUGAUUCAACAUAUUAUUACAAGGUUGAUCAAACAUACACACCGAAAUAUACUAGAAAUACAGAUAUAAACUCAAAUGAAUCACAUGCUCCAAUUAAGAAUGUUGAUGAACAAACCAAACAGUUUCCAGCUCUUACUAGAACAGAGGAACAAGAGAUUAACUCAUUGUUUAACUCUUCUCUUGGCAGUGAUGAGAUGGAUAGUGUUUGGAAGACCUUAUUUGAAACUAAUGAUUCCUUUGACUUCAAUAUGGAUAUUGAAGUUAUAUAA
This is a messenger RNA of Trichomonas vaginalis G3, 1002 nucleotides long. RefSeq names its product RNA polymerase II transcription regulator recruiting protein. The transcript has a single exon. The coding region runs from base 1 to 1002 and encodes 333 amino acids. The record is from RefSeq and is a predicted model, not a curated record. NCBI's taxonomy places the organism in Eukaryota, Parabasalia, Trichomonadida, Trichomonadidae.